CAACAAACAAAUCUAAUGGGUAGAGAGAGCUGGCUAGGGCUGGGCGGUCGCCUAAAGAAGGCAGUGAAGAAAUUAGCAUUUGUACUCAGCUUCAAACUGAGGCGAUGGCGUUUGGCUUCCAUUGUUGGCUGUGCUUUUACUAGGCGCCGGUUGAGCUUUAAUGACCGAGUGGGCUUACAUGGCUGCAUCGAAGAUGAUCAAGGCGAGAAGUCCGAUGGAAAUAGUUCCUUUAGAGGGGUUCAACGAGCGAAAAGCUUUGCUUAUUCCGACGAUGAUGUUGAUAGGAGAGCGGAUAUUUUCAUUGCUAAUUUUCGUCGUCAGCUUCGUUUUGAAAGACAGAUAUCUUUGGAGUUAAGGUACUGUAAUGGGCGUAGUUUCAAAGGCGACGAAGAUAAUCGGUCGUUUUGACCUUGGUUUCUCAAUUUUGGUUGAAAUUAAGGUAUACCGCGUACCGCUAGAUGGGGUUGAUAAACAGCUAUAUAUGAAGAAGUGAGGACUAUUUCAGCAGAGGGAU
Messenger RNA from Juglans microcarpa x Juglans regia, 514 nucleotides. RefSeq lists its product as uncharacterized. Lineage: Eukaryota; Viridiplantae; Streptophyta; Magnoliopsida; Fagales; Juglandaceae. The coding region runs from base 16 to 408 and encodes 130 amino acids. The record is from RefSeq and is a predicted model, not a curated record. The transcript has a single exon.